Molecule: messenger RNA, 1699 nt
Organism: Lingula anatina
Lineage: Eukaryota; Metazoa; Brachiopoda; Lingulata; Lingulida; Lingulidae
Source: RefSeq, a predicted model, not a curated record
AGAAGGUUUGGAUUGGAAGGUGUCAUUAUCUAGGACACUAACUGACAGUAACCUGGAAGCUUCUGUUUUUAAGUGGUGACCACCGACUGAUAUUUGUGCAAGUUCUAAAAUCUGGCUGAGAGUUCUUUAACUUAUGCACCAUGAGUGCCGAGUGGCCUUUAUCCAGGAUUGGCAUGGUCCUGUGGGGUGGCACAUGUGCAGUGGGAACCAUGGUCAUAGUGCUCCUGCGGCAGCGACCUAACAGUGGACUGUGGCUGCUCUAUACUCAGUACCUCAUUACUCACACUGUAUUCUCAGUGCUAGUUGUGGUACAAGAAGAGAUACCAGGAUUCAGAAAUGACAAUGCAACCAUAAAUAAUAAUACAGACAGCACUGGCAACAUCCAGAGUCCCAGUGUACAAACCUCUGUGAUCAUGGGCUAUGUUACCAACUUGCUCUUGUUAUUUGCUGCCAGUGUUUAUUUCAGAAUUGCUGUGGUGAUUUGUGUGAGGAAAAGACCUCCCUAUCAUCUUUAUCUGAUGAUAACAGUCUGGUUAUCACUGAUUGCAGUGGCUGUCUGUAUCACAGUUAUGACAUUUGCUGUCAACUUGGGAGAGCUUACUGGACUAGUAGUGUUUGGGUAUUAUUUCUUAUGUGCACUUUACUUUCUGAUCAUGGUAUAUGUAGUUUACAUCAACCUCCUCAGAGGAAGAAUUGACAGGAAAUAUGGACAACCCAUUUACCCAGCACUUGUGUCUUGUGUUGGCAGACAUGGUGGAUUUGUUCUGGCAGGGGUAAUUGGAGGAACAAUGGGAAUGCUGGAUUACUUACUGGUAAUGAUUGCAUCAUUUGGGGUUCCCAUUUGGGAAGCUUCUUUUCUUAGCCGGUUGCUGGACUGCAUUUUUUAUGUCCCACUUGCUAUCCCCUUUCUUCUGUGGAUGGAUUGUCCAGAAAAUUAUCCCAUGAAAGAUACCAGAAGUUAUGUUUUGUAAGUGACAAUAAUAGCAUUAUUCCGAGGCUGGUAAUAAUUGCAUUUGUACUUUACUAACAAGAGGUUAACACUUGCCUAUUCCUUUUUAUAGUGUAUUCGUCAUCUUGCAAAUGAAAUACAAGAGCAAAUGAUCUUCUUGUCCCUAAUGAAGUGCUUUACAUAGGAUAAAAUGGCUGUGUUGAUAAUUACAUUUGUAUAUCACAAACAGUGGACAACAGGUCAUGUAACUGCUAAAUGAAAUGAACAAUGGACAGAUGUGAUGACAAAUGCAAGUAUUGAUGAACAUAAAUCUAUAUACAAUCCAGGUUUGUAGUCACCAUCUUUGCUAUCACAUGCUCAAGUGAUGAGUAUAGCUUUAUCUUUCUUGUUCCUUUAAGUCAUUUGAUCUGCAUAAAAUUAAUGGUCAAUUGAAUAUUGUACAAAUUUGAUAAUUUCAUUAUUUUAUUUCUUUCCUUUUAUAGCACAAAUUGUAGAAAUGUAGGAUAGGCAUACUGAACAUUUAAAGAUGCACAUUUUGUAGUACGUUUCAGAAAGUGGUUUUACUUGAACCACAAUGCCGUGCAAAAUUGACAUGAAUUGAACUGUGAAAACUGUACCAAGAAUGAAAACUUUGGGGAAUUGUAGCCCGAAAUGGCGUUUCCAGACAAAGCUAUGAUAUUUGACACUCGAGAAAAUGUAAUAAAUAUUUAAGGGAUAGAAAAAGAGCCUCAUCAUCAAACAAAGUUUUGA